CUGGGUGGGUGGGAGUCCACUCAGCUGUGGGCUCUCCACUCCACUCCACUCCACUCCACUCCACUCCACGGUGAUGUAACAGGAAGCAGUGGGCUGACUUCCAACCUCAAGCUGAAGCCACCGGAGCUGCGCGCAGAGCCACCGCUGAUCCGAACCGAGCCGGACCGGAUCGGACCGGACCGGACCGGAGGAGCGUGAUCGGAUCCGAACCUGCUGCGGGAUCGCCGUGUCCGACCCGAAGCUGGUGAAACAUCGUUACCUGACAUGGCGGAGAGGAAAUUAGACGGCUUCAGAUGGAGCUGGAAGGUCGCACUCAUUCUUCUGUGCAACCUAACAACAUUCCUGGUGAGGGCCAGCAUGGAAGUGAAUGAAAGCCAGCAACAGCAUCCCAACAACGUCUACCACGACUUUGGGAUCACCAGGAACAAGAUCGUCACGGCGCAGUUUGAGUGCUACCAGAAGAUCAUGAAGGACAACACAAACGGCAGACAUGAGCCCAUGUGUAAUCGGACCUGGGAUGGAUGGCUGUGCUGGGAUGACACUCAACCCGGAGUCACGUCGGAGCAGCACUGCCCGGACUAUUUCCAGGAUUUUGAUCCUUCUGAAAUGGUGACAAAGAUUUGCACCAACAACGGUCAGUGGUUUGUUCAUCCUGACAGCAACCGGACGUGGACCAACUACACGCGCUGCAACGAACACACGAACGAAGGAAUGGUGACGGCAAUGAAUCAUUUCUACUUGACCCUUAUUGGACAUGGACUCUCCCUGGUCUCCCUCUUCAUCUCACUGGCUAUUUUCUUCCAUUUCAAAAGUCUGAGUUGCCAGAGGAUUACUCUUCACAAGAACCUUUUCUUUUCUUUUGUUCUGAACUCUGUCAUCACUAUCAUUUGGCUAACUGCAGUGGCUAACAACCGGGAGCUGGUGCAAAGAAAUCCAAUGAGCUGUAAAGUGUCCCAGUUUAUCCACCUUUACCUGUUUGGCUGUAAUUACUUCUGGAUGCUGUGUGAGGGGAUUUACCUUCACACGCUCAUCGUGGUGGCCGUGUUCGCCGAGAAGCAACACCUCAUGUGGUAUUAUCUGCUGGGCUGGGGCUUUCCUCUGAUCCCAGCGUCCAUCCACGCCAUCGCUCGGAGUUACUACUACAACGAUAACUGCUGGAUCAGCUCCAAAACGUCGCUGCUCUACAUCAUCCACGGCCCCAUAUGUGCAGCUCUGCUGGUGAACCUGUUCUUUCUGCUGAACAUCGUCCGGGUUCUGAUCACCAAGCUGAAGGUGACGCACCAGGCCGAGUCCAGUCUGUACAUGAAGGCGGUCAGAGCCACGCUCAUCCUGGUUCCUCUGCUGGGGAUCGAGUUCGUCCUGCUGCCCUACAAACCCGAAGGACGCGUCUCCUCCGAAAUAUACGACUACAUUAUGCACAUACUGAUGCACUACCAGGGUCUGCUUGUGGCAACCAUCUUCUGCUUCUUCAACGGCGAAGUCCAGGCGGUUCUGAGGCGACACUGGAACCAGCACCACAUCCAGUUCGGCAGCAGCAUCGGGAACCACUCGGACGCCCUGCGCUCGGCCUCCUACACGGCCUCCUCCAUCAUCGAGGUGCAGGGCUGCUACUCCAUCGACGGCCACACGGAGCACAUGAACGGGAAGAGCUUCCACGACACGGACGUCUCCGUCCUGAAGUCGGACAGCACCUUCGCCUGACGCCCGGCGCCGAGGAGCGGAUCCCGACCGGCUACGGAAACGCUCGCUCGUCCGGGCGAGGUGAGCACGGCGCGGCGCCACUCCUCCGUCCUCCGCUCUGUUGACGGGUUCCGAUUGGACGCCAUCACAUUCUAGCCAUUCUUAGCGCCUGCUGCUUCAUUACUUCGGCGUCUCGUUGUGGACAGAAGCCGUUUGGUUUCACUGUAAGAAAACGCAAACUGUGCCAAAUCCAACUCUCCGUUCGUCGUCUCCAAGGACUGGAGAUACAUAGAUCACAAUCCAACGAAGCUACGCCAUCAUCUUGUUUCUACAACAACGUGUUAGGACCGCUACUGAUACAAGAAAGGAAUACAUUUCUGAAAAAAAAAAAAACCUAACAUUUUGAGACUAAUGUGGAAGAUUUUUUGGAAGAAAUAAGAAAAUUCCCUGAGCUCAAAAAGUUUAAAAUUUUCAAUUUUACAAGCUCAGAAAAUUUCCAGGUUAAUCUCAAAAUUUGAGAUGUUUUCUCUCAACAUGUCGACUUUUCAAGCUCAGAAAUUUUUAUGAUUUUCUUAGAAAUCUGCUGAAAUUAAUCUCUACAUUUUUGUUUUUCUCUCAAAUUUACGACUUUUGUAGCUCAGAGAAUUUCCACGAUUUCUCUAGAAAAUUUCUGAGAUUAAUCUCAGAGUUUGAGGGGUUUUUUCAGACAUGCACUCCUUUAUUUUCUAUCUUUGUUGGCCCUGAUUCGCUUCUCAUGAUACGACGCAGUAUUUAUUACGGAUUCUGGCUCCAUGACCGGGAGUAAAAGUCACAUUCCCUUUUCUCGGCUUCGCAGCUCGGACUGAGCGAAGAUCGACGCCGUUUCAGGUUGAAGCUUCAGAUUGUUGACGUCUGGCUGGAAAAGUGAAAUUAUGGAAACAUUUUCCUCUGUCAAAGUCUAAAGAUCUGUAAAUUUAAUCUCAGGAGUGCAAAACACAUAACAAUGUCCACAAUGUUGAAUGAAAUGUACAGGCUGAGAGGGAGAAACUAAGUACACCCCUUGAUUUAAUAUCAGAGCCUCUUGUAAACACAUGGGUUUUCAAAGCAGGUUCAAAAUGUGUUGGUAUAUAAGCUAAUUCAUGGUCAUUUGGAAUUGCGCAACUUUUUUAUGGAGUUAAAUUGGGGCCAAAAAAAUUUGUAAACUUGGGAAAAAAAAUUUUUUCAAGUUUUUAACUGGAAAAAGAAUAUUGAAAAAAAGAUUUGAGACUGUACAAAAAAAGUAAAAAACUAUGGAACUAAAAUAAUGCAGAUGCUUUCUAUGGAGCUAAAAUGUGAGGCAUAAAGUUUUAAUGGGAAAUAAAAAAUUUUGAAGCUGAAAAAUUGUUUUGAAACUGGAAAGAAGAUCUAAAACUGAAAACUAUUUUUUUUACUGUAAGAAAAGAUUUGAGACCAAAUAAAGUUAAAAACUAUGGAGCUAAAACGGUGCAGACACCUUGUAAACUUUAAGUUUCUCUUCAAUGUCACUGUUUCUUCUUGCAGUAACUUUUAUUUUUCGUUGAUGUGAAAUUUGGAAUUCAAAUUAUUUCAAGUUAAAAUUAAUUGUUCAGUUUCAAAUAGCGUUUUAUAAAAAAUAUUUUUCAGUUCUAAAUCUUUUUUCUAAUUUUUCAGUUAUGUUUUUUAGUCUAAGAAUUUCAGUUUUAAUUUUUUUAUUUAUUAUUUUUCAGUUUCAAACCUUUUUUUUUUCAACUAAAAAUAAUUUUAUGGCUCAAAUUUUGCUCCAUACAUCUUUGAAGACCAUUGUGAACAAAAAGACCAAAAUUAUAAAAUGGUGAAUGGAAUGUAAACGACCAGAAAGCUUCAGCAUCUUUUAGAGCAGCAAACAUUUUAUUGCUUUUUUGCAGCAAAUAUUUCAGUUUAGGUGUCAAAAUGGCCCCAAAAUAAAUAAAAAACUCAGUAAAUGUGCAGAAAACAUUUGCUAUAGGGCUAACUGUAUGUGUCUGCACAGCUUCUUUUGUUAAAAAUGUUAUUUUAAGGCCAGCAUGGAUUAAUUAUUAUAGCAGAAAUAUAUAGUUUUUAGUAUUUCUCUGAAGACAGAAUGAAAACACAGUUUGGAAAAGUUUGAUAAAAUUACAGAUUUAAUCACACCAAAGAGAAGAAAUAUUAAACAUGCACAAACUCUAUUUUUUAAUAUUUGUUCCAUCUGAGAAUAACCAUUAUUUUAAAGUAUAUUUUUGAUUUAUUUAAUCUCCUUUAGCUUGUUUUUUUGAGUGUAGAUCAGACGUUUUCAGUGUUCGGUUGAAGAUGAUGAAGAUUGCACUUCUCCUCCCUCAACGGCGCGCUUUCCGUUGGACUCCAUCGGAUCCGUAACGCUGGGAACGUUUCAGCUGCUGUAAAUAAUUUUGUACAUCCAGCGAGUUUUCCAAGUGAACAUGCCAGAAAAUGCCUGCAUGAUUUGUCUAGGCCAUAUUUCUGUAAAUCCAGAGGCACGGAGCCGGAGGGCGCUGCCUGUCUCCGCCCGCCGCUCGGACCUAUCAACAUGGCCGCCGCCUCUCCAUUGUGCCUGCUAGAGAGCGUGAAGCUCUCACCUUUCAACAGAGCCGCCGCCGCCGCCGCCGGUUGUUUGUUCAUCGAAUGUCUCUGCUUCCCGUCUUUGAUUCGGCUGUGAGGACUCGCAGAUUCACUGCUGGGUUUCAGAUGACGAAGCGCCGACGUCACCCAAUGCAGAUGGAGGGCAGGAAGUAAAUGCAGCCCGUUUAUUUCUGUUGCUCCAGCAUCAAAAUGUCUAAAGUCCGUGUCCUGUACGGUUGUUCCAACUGUUCUAACAGAGAGAAAGAUAAACGUUAUUUUCGUGUUUCGAGGGUAGUUGGUCACAAGGGAGUUCAUUUUAAAAAACUUACCAAAAAACAAAAAGUGGAUCAACAAUCUACAGCUAAAAACAGGUGGUAACGUUGUUAGCAGCUAGCUCAGUGCCGAGUCACGGACAGAGAAGAUGAUGUUUAUUCAGUGGGACUUUAAUGCUUAAAAAAAAGGUAAAUAAAUUAAAUAUAACCUUCCCAGCCAUACAGUCACAGUGAGCUGUGACUGUUCCCCCACAUGGUUCAUGUCUGACACCAACAUGGAGGUUUCUGUAGAUCGGGGCGAAUGGUUGACCUACACUGGACCUGAAUCCAGCCUCCUACAACGUCUCCACAUUAACAUACAACUCUAGCAUGGAUUUGGGUUUACAGAAACUAAAUAAAUUAUUUACCGGUAGAUCCAAGCUCAUAGAAACAACAAGGGUUAGUUUGUUGUUAGCGAUAGCAUCGUUAUCAUAGAGUAAUCAGUUAAAAUAGCACAGCUCACUGUUCACCCGGCAGAACCAAGUCAACAGCCAUUUAUUGCUUCUUUUGGUCCUAAAUGUUUGACCCAACCUGAAACUAAAUGAUUUUAUUCUUCAGGCUUUUGAAAACUUUCUUCUGGCUCGUCGUCGUAUAUGAACUCUGCAGCUCCAGAUAGUUAGUUAUGUGGAUCGCCUCGACACCGAGGAAGUCCUCAGGAUUAUUAGAGAAGUCUUUUUUACAGAGUUAAUACGGAUCAUAUCCUAAAUAUACGUGUGAUUUUUCGAGAUGCCUUGUUUGUUCCAGCCUAUUUAGGGCAUUAGCUACUCGCUGUGAUCCAUUUUGCUUUGUUUUGAGCCGGAGAAAUCCUCUUCCUGACCUCCAUCUGAAUUCCAAGGGUCAUCCGGGUCACGUGUCUGAAACCCAGCAAUAGAAAUACUUUGACUCAUUAGGAAAUGUUUUGUUUUGUUUGUCACAAAAGAAAAGAAAGUACACCCUCAUUUAAUUCUGCAGUUUUACAGUUAAGGAACCCGACCAGGAACCCUUUAGCAGGUUCUAAAGUUAUUUAUGUGCUGAUGAGCUUCUUUAUGGUGACAGUGAAGGGUGCACUUACUUUUUUAAAUUCUUGUUUCAUGGUAUAAAAACAGUCUAGGAUCUGUCUUGCAUGUGUUUUUUCCCUUUCUUACAAAAACACAAAAUCUUACCCAGUAUUUUUUGGUCUAAUUCAGGGAUGUCCAACGUGUGGCGCGUGGGCCGUAUGUGGCCCUUUCUACUGAUUCUCUGUGACCCCCAACUACAAUUCAAAAAAUGGCAAAAAAUUUGGUUUGUUUUUAAUUAUUGCAAAAUUAUGACAAAAUCUUAGAAUGGAAAACAUCUGAUGUAACAGAAAGUAUCCAUCUUUUAAUUGCAUUAAAUUUUCAUUACUUUCACAUCUUCUGAGUGACAUUUACUCAAAAAUGAACAUUUUCUCAUUUAGCUGGGCUGAAUACAUCAAAUGUGAUCAAAAAGUGACUCAAAUCCUGUUUUUAUAACUGAGAUUAACAUUUUUUCAGUUUUUUCUGCAAACAAGGACCAAACAAUAUUCUCAACUUUGAUGCCUUUCUUUUAAACAGGCAAACAUGCAAAAUCCUUUUAAAUUUUUGUUAGCUACAGCUAAUAUUGUUAGCUCUAGCUAAUGGCAUUCGCUCCUGCCAAUCGUGUUAACUCCUGCUAAUGGUGUUAGCUCCUGUUAAUGUUGUUAGCUCUAGCUAACAGUGUUAGCUCCUUCUAAUAGUGUUAACUACUGUCAGCACCAUUAGCAGGUGUUAAUGUUAAUGGUGUUAGCAUUAACAAGAUGGUGCUAAUGGUGAUGUAACUAACACCUUUAGCUAGAUCUAACGGAGUUAUGUCUAGCUAACACUGUUAGCGCUCAUUAAUGUUGUUAGCUCCUGCUAAUUGUGAACUAGAAACUAAAAAAACAGGCAAGAUUUUGUGUUUUUUCAGUGUCUAAGCUGAAGUUGGCUGUUAUUGUGUCUGCUAAUGUAAAACCAGAGAGUUGAAGGAGGGUGUACUUUCUUUUCUCCACGACCGUGAUCUGUAUUUUUAUAUAAACAGGAUCUCUGAGCGCUGACGGUUCUGUUUGAGUUGGAAUGUGUUGGUCUCUGUGGUAAACUCAUCUGAACUGUGGUGAAGCCAAAGCUUUUGGCAACGUGUUGUAAGUUUUCCUGUAUUUAUGUGAAUCAUUUUCAUUUGACUCUCCAAAGAGUUCGUGAAGUUCCCAGUGACUCUUCGCUCGUAAACGACGACAAAACCAUUGAGGACGACGUCUGUAGUUUGUACUGUAUCUAACUCUGAUAGUCUCAUUGACUCCACACUGCUGUUUGAAUGUUUUGUUUUUAUUCCUUGGAUGUGAAGAACAUGCAUAUAUAUAUAUAUACAUACAUAUAUCUAUAUUUACAUAUCAAUGUUGCCCUUUUUAAUAUGUCGGUGAACUAGACAAUGUUGCUAUCUUGUGUGUAUCUGCAUACUAAAACAGUAUAGUGCAGCACA
Molecule: messenger RNA, 7004 nt
Organism: Xiphophorus couchianus (Monterrey platyfish)
Lineage: Eukaryota; Metazoa; Chordata; Actinopteri; Cyprinodontiformes; Poeciliidae
Gene: calcrla
Product: calcitonin receptor-like a
Exons: 13
Coding region: 265-1701 (478 amino acids)
Biological process (GO): cell surface receptor signaling pathway; angiogenesis; adenylate cyclase-activating G protein-coupled receptor signaling pathway
Cellular component (GO): plasma membrane
Molecular function (GO): calcitonin receptor activity; calcitonin gene-related peptide receptor activity; adrenomedullin receptor activity
Source: RefSeq, a predicted model, not a curated record